Molecule: messenger RNA, 15746 nt
Organism: Xyrichtys novacula (pearly razorfish)
Lineage: Eukaryota; Metazoa; Chordata; Actinopteri; Labriformes; Labridae
Source: the annotation of a GenBank genome assembly
AUGUCACAACGUAGCAUCAGCAAUAAAGGAAACGAUAACCAAUCAGAGUGUGCGUGCUUGAGGAGCACUCGCUCAUCUGGUUUGUCAUCCAGCUCAAAGAUUAGCAUGGCUGUCGCCAUGGCCAAGGCAAAGGCCGAAGCAGCACAAGCUCGAGCGGCGCACUCGCAAAGGGAAAUUGAACUGAAAGUGGAGCAAGCCCGUAUCCAAGCUAACCUCGACGCAUUAAAUGCUGAGAAAGAUAAAGAUGCUGCAAUAGCAGAGGCGAAUACUCUUUUGGCUGGUCUUCAAGACAUGGGCUUUGAGGUACGCAGCGAAGCUAACGACCCGCAUCUCCAAUCCAAAGUCCAGUGUGUUGCCUCUUAUGUGUCGGAGCAAGCCAGCCUGUCCAACAAAAGUUUAUCUGCUAAAAGAGAGAGCGACAACGCUUCACCAACCUGUUAUUCGCCACAUCCCCAACCAACUGUCAUCACUCCGUCUCAGCUGCCCAACACAAGCCGAGCACAAGCUGCUACACCCACUGAAACUGUGCAAGGUCAAGACCCCCAACCCUUUCAGAUCAGCGGUGCACCACCAAAGCAAGGACUUUACAAGCCUCUCAACCACAGUCCAACUUUUCAACCUCGUGAGGAAUGCUCACAACAGAACUUCAACAUGGAUCCUCCAUGUCCUGCUCUCCAGUCCGCUCACAGGACAUCCAACGGAGCCAGCCAAGAUUAUCCUGCAUCCACAGGAGACCUCAUCAAAUACCUCGCUCGUAACCACCUGGUUACUUCGGGCCUCACCGUAUAUGAUGAACAGCCAAUGAACUAUUGGGCCUGGAAAACAUCGUUCCAAAAUGCUAUUGCCGACCUUGAUCUGUCUGCUGCUGAAGAACUCGACCUCCUCACAAAGCACCUGGGAAAAGAGUCAGCAGAGCAGGUGAGAAGAAUAAGAACAGUUAAUAUUAGGGAUCAAAUUACUAGACUGUACAUGGCAUGGAGACGUCUCGAUGAAGUAUACGGCUCACCAGAGGCCGUUGAACAGGCUUUAUUCAACAAACUAGAGAACUUUCCAAAGGUCACAAUGAAGGAUCCACAGAAACUCAGGGAUCUAGCCGACCUGCUGUCUGAGUUGCAAGCUGCUAAGGAAGACGGCUACCUCGCCCCUAUGACCCCUGUCAUAUUUGGACACUUCCAGAGGAAUCAGACCUAUUAUCGAGAAACUCCCCUACAACUUGCAAGAAAAAUGGCUGUAUUUCGGGACAAGAUACAAACAGGAGCACUUGGUCACCUUCCCACCUUUUUGUGUACUAGUGAACUUCAUCUCUACAGAAGCAAGAGCUUGCACAGAUCCAAGCUUCAACUUCUUCGCUCAAGCCCAAGCGCCAGUAGAGAGAAAGAAUAAGUGGGAGAGGCCAGCAAAAACAUCUGUAUACGUCCACAAGACGCAGGUUUCAGGAACUGCUAAUACUGAAUCUAGAGAAGGUACAGAACGAAUCGAUCCCAACAAACACUGCCCUCUGCAUAAAAAGCCCCACCCUUUGAGGAAGUGCAGAGGCUUCCAUGAGAAGAGCAUAAAUGAUCGCAAGCAGCUUUUGAAAGAGCAUUACAUCUGUUUUCGCUGUUGCUCCUCAACAGAGCAUCUUGCAAAGAACUGCACAGUUGAGAUAAAGUGCACAGAGUGCCAAAGCACUGCUCAUGUAACAGCACUUCACCCCAACACACCUACUUGGAAAUCCAAGUCGUUCCCUUCCACUUCAGAGGAUGGCGGGGAGGAGGACAAAGCGGACAGCCAGGAGGUCAAGUUGAUGUGCACUAAGGGUGUGGAAAAUAAUCUAUAUUAAUCGAUGCAUCGAUGCGCAUGUGCGCGAUGCGACUGCGUCGGCUCAUUCACUGGGUAUCGAUGCAAUUGACGGAUGAAAUCUAGAUUCAUCUAGAUGCGUUGGUGGGUAUCGGUAAAAUCCGAUGCAAGCACCGUUUUAUUCAUGUUAAACUUCACCCCAUCUGCUGUUCCCCAGGCGCAAUGAAUGCACCAUCAUUAUUUCGCGUUUUGUAUUGAAUACGGACAGAAGCCGUGAGGGAAAUUUAAUACACUACAAGUAAAACAGCAUGGACCGCGUUCAAGUGAGUAGCAGCGAGGAAGAGUUUAUUUGUAAUGCACCCGCUACGUUUAAAUCCUAUGUUUGGAAACACUACGGAUUUGCAAAGAAAGACGGAAAGCUCGACAAAACAUUCGUCAUUUGCAAGGAAUGCCGCGUUAAGAAGCCGUACAACGGCAGCACGACAAACAUGCAAACCCACUAAAAAGGGGACACCACAUCACCGACAAGUCUAACGCCACCUCCCCCGCCUCCCCGUCUAGUUCCUCGUCGGACACCGGAGAAAAAAAGAGCAAAUCAGGUCAGGAUCAGAAAAGUGUCGCUUCUUAUUUUGGGGGUCCUCUCGCAGCAAACUGUGACCGCGCAAUGGCUAUAACUAAAGCCACUGCUUACUUCAUAUGUAAAGACAUCCAGCCUUACAGCGUGGUAGGAAACGAGGGCUUCAGACAGCUCAUGCACGUUUUGGAACCCAGAUAUAAAAUACCAGACAGGUCUGUCUUCACUGACAAACAUAUUCCCGAUCUGUACAACAAAGUGAGAAGUGAGAUUGUUGUGUCGCUGAACAGUGCACAAAGAGUUGCUCUUACAGUGGAUGGGUGGACGUCUUGCGCCACUGACUCAUAUAUAACAGUGACGGCACACCACAUUGACACGGAGUGGGAAAUGCAAAACUUCGCUCUCCAGACCAGAGCUUUCCGUGAGUCUCACACCGGAGCUAAUCUUGCAGCGUUACUGCGCGACGUUAGCCGCGAGUGGAAGAUUAGCGACAAGAAGCCAGCGUUAGUCACGGAUAAUGCAACAAACAUGAUACUGGCUGGGUCUGGAGCAGAAAUGAAGCCGCAUAUGCGAUGCAUAGCACACACACUUAAUUUGUCCUCGCAAAAAACAUUUAAAGCAGACCAGGUGGAACCUAUCAUGGUGAAAAUAAGGAGAGCCGUUACAUUUUUUCACAAAAGUACCUAAGCAUCUGAUGCUCUCCGUGAUCAGCAGCACAACUUGGGUCUGGCACACCACAAGCUAAUUCAUGAUGUUUCCACACGGUGGAAUAGUUCCCUUGAGAUGUUGGAGCGUUAUUGGGAACAGAAGGAUGCUGUGGCGGCAGUAUUAAGGAAAAUCAAGCCAAGGGGAGAACCACUGCCUCUCCUCUCAGAUGAGGAGAUGAAAGUUAUCCCAGAAAUUGUGAAACUGAUGUCCCCCCUGAAACUGGCAACCAAGCUCCUCAGCGAGGAAAAGACCCCCACCAUCUCCAUCGUUUCCCCUUUACUGGCCAAACUACGGUCAGAAUUUGGAGAAAACCACAGCGAUCUAGCAGUCAUUGGCAAGAUGAAAGAAAAUUUCAGACAGGACUUUGAUUCCCGCUACAACUACAUUCAAGACUUCCUCAACAAUGCCUCAGCCCUUGACCCCCGCUUCAAAGACCUGCACUUCAUGGAUGCUGACAACACUGCAAAGGACGUGAUAUUCCUGAGGAUAGCAGAACAAGUGGAGGAUAUGGUAGGAAAUACAAUAUUAUCAGCAGUUAGUUUUACUCUCAUUAUUUUCUGUCUCACUUAAGGGUUUUCUGUUUUAGUUCUAAUGACAUUAUAUGUAUUUAUUUAUUUCACAAGGAAAAUAUAUUAACACUUAUGCUAGUUUUCAACACUUGUCCAAGUUGGCUUUUCUAGAUGAUGAUGAUGAUGAUGAUAAUCUCAGCUGCUCUCUGCUCUGAUGAUUGUCAGGCAAGGGCUGAUGGUAUGCUGGAUGAUGAGAGCCAGGCAGCUCAAGCAGAAGGUGAUGGGAGAGGCCACAGGGAGGAGGAGGAGGAGAAGGAGGAGGAGGACGACAAUGAAAAUGAUGUGGAGGAGAUGGAGGAAGAUGAGAGUGGUUUGUUUUUGGGACUUGGUUUUGUUAUCUAUAAUAGUGCAUUGAUUUGAAAAUAGGAGUGAUGAUGAUAUUGUAAUGCAGUUAUAUGGUAUUUAACUAAUAACUAAUUUAAUAUGCUGAUAUUAUUGUAAACAAAAGCACAGCUUCGCGCAGCUGCAUGUUAAUUAAUUUGGAGCAUUACAAAGUGUUAUGAGACUGUGCUAUUUUUUAUGAUUCCUGUUAAUGUAUCAGCACCAAGAGGAGGAUGUGCAUUAUACUGUUUUUUUUGUUGUUUGUGUUUGUGAUAGUUUUGUAGACAUAUUGUUGUGACUCAUAUUUCUUUUGUCCUGUCUUGCUUUGUCUUGUCUACCCUAGAUGAUGAGCCAGAACCUCCCAAGAAGAAGUCAGCCAUGGACCAGUUGCUUGGAGGUUUCCUCGCUCCUAGAGCACCAGAGAAGACCAUAAGGGAGAGAGCUAAGGAGGAAAUAACAAAAUACAGGGGGAGGAAUGGGUUAGAUGUCAAUGGUGACGUGUUGCAGUGGUGGAAAGAACAAGUGGAUCUUCCACUGCUUUCAAAUUGGCCAGGAGCUAUUUGUCCAUCCCUGCAACAAGUGUCCCCUCUGAACGAGUGUUUAGCACAGCAGGCGACAUCAUAACAGCAGAGCGCAGUUGGCUUCUUCCUGAACAUGUGGACCAGCUAAUCUUCCUGAAAAAAAACCUGAAGCAACGCCAUAUGACAUGCAUCACAAAGUGAGGUGUGGAUAGUGAGAGUGGCAUUUAAAAAAAGAAAAGAAAAUGAAAACAGAUCUUUCUCUAAUUCUUAUGGACAUUUCAUGAGACACUCAGUGAGAGUAGUCUGUUUACACUACAAUACACACAGCAACUUUGAGCCUGUGACUGCCAUAUUGUUUAAAUUAUAUUUUACUUUAUGUUAUAUAGAGAUGGACAUUUCAUAUAAGACACUCAGUGAGAGGUGUCUGUUUGUGUUUAGACUACAGCAGCAGCUUUAAGUCUCAGGUGCCAAAUUGUUUACAUUUUCUUUGCACAAAACCCAAUUGUGAAAGGGUAUAAGUUGUUUUACACUUUCUUCUCACUACUGUAUUAGCCUACCUCCUAGUGAGUUCAUAUUAACAGUAUGUUUGGCAGACAGGAAUAUGAACAAACAUUGAUUGCACUGUUGAAAGUGUCACUUUAAGUUACUCAUUGAGAGUGUUUUGUUGUUGCUGUUUACUGUACUUUUUACAGCAGUAAUUAUUGUUUAAUUGUUUUACUCUUUUGUUAUUGCAGAACUCACUCAGAUCACUGAUUUUCAGUGACCAGUUAGAAAGUCAACUCUAGCACAUUGGUUUGGCAGACAGUAGUAUAGCCAUUGAAUGGUUUAUUUGCACCAUGUUAGGCAGUGCAUUAGUUGUUUAAUAAUGUGUACUGUAAUAUUACCCAACAAGUAAAGAGCACUUGUGUGAUGUAGGGUUGGGAUUGGAAUCCUUUUUUUUUUUGAUUUUUUGAUUUUAUUGAUUCAGAUUCCUUAACAGUUGCAGGAGGUCUGUCUAAUCUGUGUAACUGUACAAAAUGGAACCCAAAGGAGCAUAGAAAAAAGACAAAAAGCACUUUUGUUGAAUUUACUGCCAAGUGCCUAUAAGGAAUAAAGCCAAAUCCUUUUUGUAGUACCAUACUGAAUUCCACUUUUUUUUUAAUUUCUUUUUUUUCUUUGCUUAUUUGCAUCAUGUUAAAUUGCAUCAUAUCGCAACAGAUUGCAUCAUAUCGUAUCGGAUCGCAUUGAUUUGAACUAAAUGAUUAUCGCAUCGUAUCGCAUCAUGAAGAGGGUGAAUCGUAUCGCAUCGUAUCGCCAGAAAAUUCCAUGUAUCGUUAAAGUAUCGUAUCGCUGGCAGUGCAUCGAGAUGCGUAUUGAAUCGUCCUCAGUGCUGAGAUUCACACCCCUAAUGUGCACACAGGUAUGCGGUGAAGGAUUGAGUGCCAGAGCAUGUGCUAAGAUCUGUCUCGUUAGCGUGUUCCCGAAUGGAUGCGACUGGAUCGAUGGAUCGAGUUCCAGGGAGGAGUCAAAGAGAAUGUACGCCAUAUUGGACGAACAGAGCAACCGCUCCCUGGCACGGUCUGAGUUCUUCGAAAUUUUCAAGAUCUCCGGAAGCUCCUAUUCUUAUACACUCAAGACCUGUGCAGGCCGUACAGAGACGGCGGGGAGGAGAGCCAUCGGUUACACAGUAGAGUCGGUGAAUAAGGAAGUAAGCGUUCGUUUGCCUACACUCCUCGAGUGCAAUCAAAUCCCUAACGUCUGCACCGAGAUCCCUACACCAGAUGCAGCUUACCAUCAUGCCCAUCUGAAACACAUCGCCGACAAGAUUCCACCCUUAGAUCCUGAUGCUAAAAUACUCCUCUUACUAGGCAGAGACAUCUUAAGGGUCCACAAGGUCCGAGAGCAGAUAAGCGGUCCUGGAGAUGCACCGUUUGCACAAAGGCUUGACCUAGGAUGGGUUGUCAUCGGUGACGUGUGCCUUGGAGGCGCUCAUAGACCACCCGAGGUCAGAAGUUAUAAAACAGCCAUCUUAGAGAAUGGUCGUGCGAGUCAUCUUCAGCCAUGUGACAACCACAUCAGAGUGAAAGAGGUAUUCGGUCAAGCACCUAAACAUCAACAUUAUCCGACACCAACUUCCACCUGCGGCUUGAUGAGCCUCACUGGAGACUGCUUGGGUCAGACCGUCUUCGCUCGUUCUCUUGAUGACCACAGACUGGCUCCAUCCAUGAAAGAUUUAGAGUUUCUUAGGAUUAUGGAGUCUGGGUGCUAUCAGGACAACUCCAAAAGCUGGGUCGCACCGUUACCCUUUCGGUCGCCGAGACAGCGACUGCCCAAUAACAGAAAACAAGCUUUUGUCCGUCUUGUCUCACUCCAGCGCUCGUUGGAAAAACGACCACAGAUGAAAGCUGACUUCCUAGAGUUUAUGGAAAAGAUGCUUAAGAAGGCGCACACAGAAGUUGCCCCGCCGGUGCAGCCUGGACAAGAGUGCUGGUACCUGCCCCUGUUUGGGGUGUGUCAUCCCAGGAAGCCGGAUAAGAUCAGAGUCGUCUUCGACAGCAGCGCGUCAUGUGAAGGAGUAUCGCUCAACGAUGUUUUGCUCACUGGCCCUGACCUUAAUAAUAGCCUGUUAGGUGUUCUUUUGAGGUUCAGGAAGGAACAAGUGGCGGUCACUGCAGACAUUGAGCACAUGUUUCAUUGCUUCAUUGUGAAGGAGGACCACCGUGACUUCCUCCGCUUCCUGUGGUAUAGGAACAAUGAUCCAACCUCUGACAUCAUGGACUAUAGAAUGCGGGUCCACCUUUUUGGGAACAGUCCAUCGCCUGCCGUCGCAGUGUAUGGUUUGCGACAGGCAGCCAAAGAAGCAGAAGCCGACUAUGGAAGCGACGCAAGAAAAUUCAUUGACUGUGAGUUCUACGUUGAUGACGCUUUGAAGUCCUUUAGCUCAGAGGAAGAAGCCAUCAGUGUCCUUGGGCGAGCACAGAAGAUGCUUGCAGCCUCUAACCUCAGGCUUCACAAAAUUGCUUCAAAUCGGCCUGCAGUCAUCAAAGCAUUCCCACCCGAAGAUCGAUCCAAGGACGUCAACAGCCUAGAUCUCUUCGUUGAUGAUUUGCCCAUCCAACGUAGCCUUGGAUUGGCCUGGGACAUGCAUACAGACACCUUCAUGUUUCAGAUUGGAGAUGACCAGAAGCCAUUCACCCGCAGAGGGGUGCUCUCGACGGUGAAUAGCCUCUACGAUCCGCUAGGGUUCCUCGCACCCAUCACGGUUCAUGGAAGACUGAUACUCAGAGAACUCACCGCGGCAGCAGAGGACUGGGACUCACCUCUUCCCAAAGACAUGGGGAUCGAGUGGACUAGAUGGAAACAGUCGCUCCAAGAUCUAGAGGGUCUCCAGAUACCAUGCCCUUAUACAUCCUUCUCCACUGCAGGCGCACUGAAAAGAGAACUCUGUGUCUUCGCAGACGCAUCAGUCAAAGCAAUAGCAGCUGUGGCCUACAUGAAGGUGACUAGCCACCAAGUACAGACGGAAAUUGGUUUUGUCUUUGGGAAGGCGAAGUUGGCCCCUCGGCCUGGCUUGACUAUCCCGAGACUCGAGCUUUGCGCAGCAGUACUUGCCGUUGAGAUCGCUGAGAUGAUAGUCGCAGAGAUGGAUACAACAUUUGACAGCAUCACCUACUAUACAGAUAGUAAGGUUGUGUUGGGGUACAUUCACAAUCGGUCUAGGACAGGGGUCUCAAGCUCGCGGCCCGCGGGCCAACUGCGGCCCUCGGGCCAACUGCGGCCCACGGGACUUUAGUUUGUGGCCCCCGCCUUAAAACAAAAGUUUAAUAUUAGUGCGGCCCGCGAGUUUGAUAUGAUUGACACUUUUCAGUGUUGUGUGAGGAGCUGAACGAACCUACCAAUCACGGUGGGGUAUAUGGCUCUCGGGGGCGAGACAUCUGCCGGGCUUAUUGCGAACUCGCGACAUUGUGACCGGAUGCGGAAGCGCCGCGGAACGACGACAACUUCACGGCCAAACUACGGUCACGAGUCACGAGCCGCGAGCCUUCUUGUAGAUCGUUGCAUGAAGUCACACAUGAAAUAACGAGAGAAUCCGGUGUUGUGCGAAAAGGGGAUUGUCUGUCAGAAACUGAGUUCCGGUCGCUUUUAUUGACAAGCAACCAAUACAGUCAUGACACAUACCAAGCACAGAGACAUGUAUCACGUAUUUACAUUGCCCGAUUUCGCUACUAACUUGGGUUCUUUUGGCCAGUUGUAAUAAUAACAAAACGACAAACGUUAAACUUUCAAAUACACACGCCUUUGCUAUAACUACAGUAUAAUACAGCUGUGUGUCCCUGCAUAUUAUGACCGUUUAAUCCAGAGAAAUUGACGUUUUUACGCUCCCGCGACCGGAAAUAUGUUUCUGGCAGACAAUCAUUUUUGGCACAACACCUGUUACACCGGUCAGUUUUCAUUAUUUCAGUAUCUGCAUAUUUGUGUGCAUUUUAUAUUUGUCAUUUUAUGCACAGACGGUGAAAACAUACGGCAUCAGUAUAUCUACACAAGUCCUAGUCUACAGCGCUGGUCUGUCUCUCUCUGUGUGUGUAUAGCCCUGUAGCCGACUUUAAUUCUUGGAUAAAGUGUACAAACGUGUUUAGUACAGCCAGGAAAACAUAGCGGCAUAUCCAUGAUUGUUCUGGAACAACAGCUCGAGGAGCAAGGGCACUUUGAUGGGAUGCUGCGCGUGUGUAAUGUUGCGGCCGCUCCCGCUUCACGCGCUUUACGCUCAGUCGGAACCCGAAAGUUGCUACUCAGCGGGACAGAAAAAAAGCGGAUGAGCAUCUUCAAGCCCUACUGAGGGUCUCGACUGCCUCCUCCCUUAAGCCAAAUGUGGCUCGGCUAUGCAAGAGGAAGCGCUGCCAGGUCUCUAGCAGUAAGAAGUAGGCAGAAGAAGCCAUGUUCAUAACAGUUUAUGUUCAAUGUUCCAUUCAUGUUCAGAAAGUUAAAGGUUAAAGAGCUGUUAAUACAGACAUUUGAAUCUGAAUAAUAAUUACAUUUCUCUAGUCAGCAACUAUAUGUGGUUUAUUCAGUCUUCUAUAUCUGCUGAAUUAUUAUUGUUAUUAUCAUUUUAUUUAUUACUGAUUUAUUUUUUUCUUAUGAGUUGUUAAUUUAUUUAAAUUUUCUAAGACAAAAAAGGAUGAAUAAAUGAAUAAACAAAGACAUUUGAUAACACUGGAAUGUUUUUGUAAGAGCUUUUCUUGUGAAAAACCUGGUGCGGCCCAGCCUCAACCAGAAUCUACGUCCAGCGACCCCCGGGUAAAUUGAGUUUGAGACCCCUGGUCUAGGAGAUUCUAUGUUUACGUACACAACAGAAUCCAGCGAAUCCAUCAAUCACCUUGUUCUGGUCAGUGGAAAUACGUCCCAACGCACCUCAACCCAGCUGACAUCGGGUCAAGAACUGUGACACCAGCCCUGCUUAGUAGCACAACGUGGCUCACAGGACCAGCCUUUCUCCAUGAUGUGUCUCUGCAGUCAUCUGAGUUUCAGGAGACCUACGACCUUAUCGACCCUGACACCGACUCUGAGGUACGUUCUCAGGUCGUGCCAAGUUUCACGCAUGUUACCAGAGAUGUGGUACAUCCACAGCGUUUUGAACGUUUCUCCAAGUUCAGCACUCUCCUCACAGCCAUAGCCCACUUCAUCCACAUAGCUCGUUCCUUCGCUCACUCUGCUCAGAAUGGAUGUCAGGGGUGGCACAUCUGUCUUCCUACAGGAGAAGAGCUAUUGAAAGCUAAAGUGUGCAUUGUGAAGAGUGUUCAGAAUGAGUGCUAUGCGGAAGAACUUAAGUGCAUCAACUCAGGGUCUAACAUUCCAUCCUCCAGCAGCCUGUGGAAGUUGCAUCCCACCAUGGACCAAGAUCAACUUCUCAGAGUCGGGGGCUGAAUUGGCCAGUCAGGCCUCACCAUGAAUGAGACUAACCCCGUCAUUAUUUCCGGUCGGCAUCAUCUUGCAUACCUGCUUGUGUCUCACUACCACGAAGCGGUGAAACACCAAGGAAGACAUCUGACUGAAGGUGCCAUUCGAGCAGCAGGGUUCUGGCUGGUAGGAGCCAAACGCUGCAUCAGCAGUCUGCUUCACAGAUGUAUCAUCUGCCGAAAGCUGAGGGGAAAGACGGAACAUCAGCAGAUGGCAGCCUUGCCAGCAGAAGGACUACAAGUAGCACCUCCUUUCACUUAUGUAGGUGUUGACGUUUUUGGACCAUGGGACAUAGUCACACGCCGCACAAGAGGAGGAACCUCCAACUCCAAAUGAUGGGCCGUGAUGUUCUCGUGCAUGUGUUCAAGAGCAGUUCACAUCGAGAUAAUUGAGGCAAUGAGUUCCAGCAGCUUCAUCAACGCCUUGAGGAGGUUCUUUGCCAUCAGAGGGCCAGCGACACAAAUCCGCUCUGACUGCGGCACUAACUUCAUCGGUGCCUCCCGUGGACUGGAGAUGGACAAGACCAAUCCAGGUUUCAACAGUGUGGAAAAAUACCUGAACACACACAGCUGCACAUGGGUGUUUAACCCGCCCGAGCGUCCCAUAUGGGGGGGCGCAUGGGAACGAAUGAUUGGCAUCGCCCGCCGUAUUUUGGACUGCAUGCUGCUUGAGCAAAGGAAGUCUCACCUGACGCAUGAAGUUCUGACGACGCUUAUGGCUUUUGACUCUUAAGACAGGCUCUUUGCCCCCUCAGAUGGAUUUAAAGAAGUGGAUCUCAUCAGAGAGGAGUGGAAGUGGGUUCAAAGCCUCGCAGACACGUUUUGGAACAGGUGGAGGCAUGAACAUCUCAAAACGCUGCAGCUUCGACAAAAGUGGCAGGAGAAACAGCCGAGCCUCCAGGACGGAGACAUAGUUCUUCUGAAAGACAAUCAAGCAAAGAGGAACCAAUGGCCAAUGGCCGCCAUCUCAAAGACCUUUCCAGGCGAAGAUGGCCUGGUUCGAAAAAUAGAAGUGGACGUUGUCAAGGACGGAAGCAGGAAGACAUUUCUUCGACCUGCUACAGAAGAUGUCCUGCUUUUCUCUCCAAAGACUGAGAGUGUUUGUUGAUGUGGGUUCUUUAGAGACCCCAGGCGGGAGUGUAAUGUUGCUUGAAUGUGUGUUGUGCUGCUUGAACGCGUCCUACUGAAGUGUUUUUGCGCUCUAGUGUGAGUUGUUUACAUCGGCGAGUCACAGAGAAACCGGAAGUUAUUGAGGGCAGAUUCGCGAGGUCCGUCAACUGUUCAGUUCUAAGCUCCUCUCCUUUCCUCCGUUUUCAUCCCUCUAGUCCAUGCAACGUCUGUAAGUGUUCAUACGUUGUUGUAUUGUUGUAUUAAGAUGAAGGUUGUUCAAGUGUAAUUAAGUUGUUAAAACGGCUAUGGCGCUAAUCGCUAAUGCUACACAAAGUUAGCUUCAUGUUUUCCGUUGCUAGCGGCAUUCUAGCUUGUUUGUGAUUAUAACGGCUAAAGCUAAUGUAGCUUAGCUCUACUGCUUGUCUGUGUGUAAGCCGUAACUCAUUGUUUUAUAUGUUACUGUAUCAUUUAUAUGUUACUGUAUCAGUUUCACAAGAUUCCUCAGUAAACUUGAAGAGGUGAAUCAACUGCGUCUGAGAGUUUAUUGGGGAGUGUUUAUACUGCUUGGAAGUAGCCCAUGACAAAGAGUUUAAAAAACAUAUUAAAUCAGAAACCUUUGUUAUUUCUUUACAGAACUACCCAUUUUUGAAAACUAUAUCUUAGUAUGUCUCAUAGGAUGGCACAGCCAGGCUACAUAUAUUCCUAUCAUAUCAAUAUUUUAGAGCAGUGGCUACAUCUGUAAAGCACUUUGUAACCCUGUUGUGAAAAACUCUAUAAAUUGAUAAUUGUUAGGAUUCAAUAAUAAGAAAAUCCUCAGUUUUCAGUUUGAAAACAACGGAUUUCUACAAAAGGACAGUGUUUCGAUUACACUUAAGGUGAGUUUUUCCCUGUCAAAACCAUAAUGAAGUUUGACAUUUUGUGGUAGAAAACACACACUUGAUUCAUGGAAACAUGAAAACAUAUUUGAGUGAAACUUUAUCAAACUCUUAAUUUUUAAGGCUGUACAUAAGAAAUUUCUUACUUCCCUCCAGAGUCCCUCACGGCCGAAAAAAGCCACUUUUUUUGUCUGCUGUAAAAUCAUAUUGGAUUAAUAUUUUUUUCUGAUUUUUUUUCACACAUCUCUUAUUUUACUUCUGCCCUGUUCGAAACUAGCAAAUGUUUCAUUGAAAACAAUUUUUUUAACCCUUUAAGUGCCAAUUUAAGACAAAAAGUCACUAAUAGGGCAAAAAAAUAAAGGAAAAUGACCCAUUUUUUUUAAUAAAACAUAAUCUCAUAAUCUCUUGCAGGGUAUCAAAGUCUUGAAUAUGUCAGAGUUUAGUAAUAUCAUUGACUUUUAGAAAAAAUUAAAAUGCAUCAAAGCCAAUGAUAUUACUAAUCUCUGACAUAUUCAAGACUUUAAUACCCUGCAAGAGAUUACCAGUUUCUGAUCAUGUUUUAUAAAAAAAGGGUCAUUUUCCUUAAAUUUUUGCUAUAUUUGUGACUUUUUGUCUUAAAUUGGCACUUAAAGGGUUAAAAAAAUUAUUUUCAAUGAAACAUUUGCUAGUUUCGAACAGGGCAGAAGUAAAAUAAGAGAUGUAUGAAAAAAAAUCAGAAAAAAAUAUUAAUCCAAUAUGAUUUUACAGCCGACAAAAAAAGUGGGACUCUGGAGGGCACAAAUUUGUCCUGGCUUUAUUAUUGACCUGGUGAAAAUGUUGAAUUCAUGUUUUCAAGUAGAAUUUCAAAUUAAGCUUAGAAAAAAAAAAUCAUCACAUUUGCUGCAGUAAAAAAAAAAUAUAUCCAAAUGAGUCUCUUGUUUUUUCGUCAAAUGGCCGAAUUCGGCCACAGGGACCCGGAAGGGUUAAUUUUGUCUGUUUUUGUUUUUCAAUAGAUUUACAUCUUUUGUAAAAACUAAACGCAGAGAUUUCUCACAAUAACAUGAACUUUUCUGCUGUUAAACAUGCAGGACAGGACCACAGUGGUCAGUGGUGGGCAGGACUUUAGCUUCAUCAUUCAAUGCAUCGCUUUUAAACUAACUAUUCUCAAAGUCUCGACGAUAACACAAGUUUGUAUGAUAAUAUUGUCAUGAAAUCUUACGGUCCCCAUGUCGUUGAUGUUGUCCUCUCUGUUCAGGUGUUUGUCGGAGGUGUUUGUCGGAGUUGGAGUCUUUAGUCGUCUGGGGAGGUUUUAUUUACGAUGGAGCUGUCAAAAGGUGAAAGCUUGUGAGCCACAGAAGUUUUUCGUGUCGAUCUUCAGAUUGAAUCUUCAGAAAUGACCAAUCUUUAUCGACUUGUGAUGAUUUAAAGUUUUUACAUCGUCACAGGUUAUCAUGGAGAUUUAAAAUGCUGUUUACUUUAGAAGACUUUUAAAAGACAUGAGAGCAUGAUGAACAGCGAGGUCUCAGACAUUGAGGUUGUUAGUGGCGACAUGGGUAAAAAGCUACACUUUAACCCCGUUAGAGCGGCAGUGGCAUUACAGCUGUGCAGAAAGCUUAAGGUAGACUAUAGACAGCAGUAUAGCAAAUUCACGGAUGUUUGUGAAUUAGGAGCUCCUUGUAAAAAUGUGAAGAUUAAAAGUGAUGGGAAUUGCUUCUUUAGGGCAGUCAGUGUAGCUGUGAGCGGUACUGAACACCAUCACGGAAGAAUAAGAGAAGUUGUAGUGAAUCACUUGCAAAGCAAUGAAGCUGCAUACGCCAACAUUCUGAGAAGGGGUUACCUUUUGGUGUCAGACUACAUUGACACAACUAAAAUCAGCUCUCUAGGAAGUUGGGCGACAGAGGUUGAGAUUCAAGCAACAGCAGAUUAUUUGGGUGUCAACGUAUUCACAUAUUACACUGACCGUUGGUUUCAGUACAGUUGCAACAGUGUUCGGGUCUCUAAACAGGGGAUUUAUUUAGCGAAUAGCAGCAGCCAUUACGAGACCGUCAUUUGUGUCACAAGUCCUCUGAAGCAGUCUUGUCAUGGCUACUGCAAAGUAGCCGUAGUUGCAUCAGAUACAUCCAAUUGUCUGACCUCAAAUUCUGCCUAUGCUGAUUCUACAUCUCAAUCCGAGAUUGCUUCACCGUCACCGACAUCGAUUCGUCCAGAUAACACAGUGUCUGUGAAUGACAACAACUACUGCGAAAAGGAGAGCGAUGAGCACGAGGAGGGGUCCCGCCGCUCUGAUGAGCAUAAGACUGCAAGGGACUUGACGGGCACGAGUGACCACGAUGUUGAUUUUUACCGAGAUACUGACAGUCCUCGGAGCCGCUAUGAGUAUGACAAUUACCGCAGUGACACUGCAGAGCUAGAUGUUGAAGGACACUUCAGUGAAGAUGAGGCCUGGGAGAAUAAUCCUGAUGAAGAGUAUGACCGCUAUGGCUUGCUAUCAAGGAGACAUGUAGAAAAAUAUAUCGUUGAAAAUAUGGGGCAUCGUCCCUAUGGCGAUAGCCUUGUAACUCCAAGUGACAUGGAGGAUACCACUGAAGCUGAUUUACCACAUAACAGCUUUGUUGAUCAGCGUGAACUUUUCAACCACUCUGAUGAGCAUCAAACUCCGAGAGACUUGAAGGGCACGAGUGACCGCGAUGCCGACUUUUACCGAGAUUCUAACAGUCCUUGGAGCCGCCAUGAGUAUGACGAUUACCACAGUGACACUUAUUAUUAUUAUUACUGUUAUUAUUAUUAUUACUAUUAUUAUUAUUAAAAUGUGAAUUCGUGCUGUAGCUUAUGCUUGCUUACAUAUUCUUGCUUACUCAAUAAAGAUGCGAAAACUGGCAAUUUUGCUUCAGAUGAUAACUUUAUUUGUGCACAUCACACCAUAGAUUACAACACAACGUUGUUUUAUGGCUGAAAGUCAUAAUGGUAGCUGUACCAAUCCUCAAAGGACAUCUCGUCAUUCAUCAUAAAAUUCAACUUUGUCCUUCUGAUCAAAACAUCAUUGCUCAACACUGUGGUAUCAGCUAGAGAUAUCAGGUCAUCUCUCUUCUCCCCUCCGUCUGCACAUUAUUAUUUUUUAUUAUUAUUUUUUUGUUAAUUUUAUUAUUAUUAUUAUUAUUAUUACUAUAUGUGUGUGAGUCUAGCCUGCCUGCCUGCCUGCCUGCUUGGGUGUGCAUGUGUGUGCGCGUGUGUAUAUAUUUCCACAUUGGGGACAGUGUGACCCAUGAGACGUGGGAUGCAGGUUUUUUUUGUUUUUUUUUACUGUGUGAGGACUACAGGACUUUUCACUGGGUCAAAAAGACCCCAGUCAGUGUGGACUGGGACAGUGUGACCCUUGA